AUGAACGGACACGUCCUGAGCGAUAUUCCACCGCCUCCUCCCACAGACCCAAUCGAGAGGCCGCCUUCGCCCCCAGCCGCCCCCUUACCACCGCCGCCUCCAGACACUCCCCUACCCCCUCCGCCGUCAGACCUUCCUCCCCCGCCUUCAGACCUUCCUCCUCCGCCACCAGAUCCAUCACCGGCCGAGCCGGCCCCAGACCUUAAGAGAAAGAAAGGAUGGGCCACAGCUGCGACAAAGAAAACUCCGCUCAGCAUCGAGGAGAUUCUGCGGAAGAAGAAAGAGGCGGAUGAGGCCGCUGCUAAACCAAAAUUCUUGUCGAAAGCUCAGCGCGAGAAGCUUGCUCUAGAAAAGCGCCAGAAGGAAGUCGAGGACCAGAAACAAAAGACCGAAGCCGGACGCGCUGGUCCCAAUGGAGCAACCCAAAAUGGCAAUAUCCCCAACGGCUCGUCGCAUCAUGGCGCGAACGGCGUCAAUGGCGAUGCGAGGCGAUCUGUACCUACAGGACCCCGAAGCCACCGCCCAGGCGAAGUGCCUACCGGGCCGGCAGCGAUGCGAUCAUCCGGACCUAACAGAGGCUACGACAUGCAGCCACCUCCUCCACCCAAACCAGUUGCCAUCGUCGCUCCCACAGGCUCGAAAGCUGAGAAGAGACAAAAUCCAGAGGACGCAGAGGCAGCCUUGAUCAGGCAACGAUAUAUGGGAGCCGAGCAGAACCAGUCCACGUUUUCAGCAAAGAAGAAGCGCAGGCGGACUACAGAAAAGAAGUUCAAUUUCGAGUGGAACGCCGAGGAAGACACCAGCCCCGACUACAAUCCGUUGUACCAAGCUCGAGCGGAGGCAAACUUCUAUGGCCGCGGCCGACUCGGCGGCUUCGCGGAGGACGUGUCAGAUAAAGCAGCCAGCAAGUACGCCGACGCGAUAAGGAAUGCGGAUUCUGUCGCAGGCGCCGAGCGCGCUGCCCGCUUCCUCGAGGCCGAGCGGCAACGCAAAGAAGGCGGCUGGCGCAAUGCUCUUGACAAGCACUGGAGCGAAAAGGACCUCAGCCAAAUGCGUGAGCGAGACUGGCGUAUCUUCAAAGAGGACUUCAACAUCGCAACCAAAGGUGGCAGUCUCCCGAACCCGAUGCGCUCAUGGGACGAAUCUGGGCUCCCGAAGCGCCUUCUCGACAUCGUCGCGCAAGUCGGGUAUACCGAGCCCUCAGCCGUCCAGCGCGCUUGCAUUCCCAUCGCACUCCAAUCUCGCGACCUCAUCGGCGUUGCCGUGACCGGUUCCGGCAAGACUGCCGCCUUCCUCCUCCCUCUCCUCGUCUACAUCUCCGAGCUGCCGCCCCUCAAUGAGGCUACGAAGAACGACGGCCCCUAUGCCAUCAUCCUCGCACCGACCCGCGAACUGGCGCAACAGAUCGAGCUCGAAGCCAAGAAAUUCGCCACCCCCCUCGGCUUCACCUGCGUAUCCAUCGUCGGCGGCCACAGCAUCGAAGAGCAAGCCUACGCGCUACGCGAAGGCGCCGAGAUCAUCAUCGCCACCCCCGGCCGCCUCGUCGACUGCAUCGAGCGGCGCGUGCUCGUCCUCUCCCAGUGCUGCUACGUCAUCAUGGACGAAGCGGACCGCAUGAUCGACCUCGGCUUCGAGGAGCCCGUCAACAAGAUCCUCGACGCGCUGCCCGUCUCCAAUGAGAAGCCCGACACCGAAGAUGCCGAGGACGCGGCGGCAAUGAGCCGGCACCUAGGCGGCAAAGACCGCUACCGCCAGACGAUGAUGUACACAGCCACCAUGCCCGUCGCCGUCGAGCGCAUCGCGCGCAAAUACCUGCGUCGCCCGGCCAUGGUGAGUAUCGGCAAUAUCGGCGAGGCGGUUGAGACGGUCGAGCAGCGCGUUGAGUUCAUCUCGGGCGAGGACAAGCGCAAGAAGCGUCUGCAGGAGAUAUUGAACUCGGGCGAGUUCGCGCCCCCGAUUAUUGUGUUUGUGAACAUUAAGCGCAACUGCGACGCCGUUGCGCGUGAGAUCAAGCACAUGGGCUUCAGCUCCGUCACGCUGCACGGCAGCAAGACGCAGGAGCAGCGCGAGGCGGCGCUGGCCUCUCUCCGCAAUGGAACCACGGACGUGCUUGUCGCGACGGACCUCGCGGGCCGUGGUAUCGACGUUCCGGAUGUGUCGCUGGUUGUCAAUUUCAACAUGGCGGGCAACAUCGAGUCGUACACGCACAGAGUGGGUAGGACGGGUCGUGCGGGCAAGAGCGGUGUCGCGAUCACGUUUCUGGGCAAUGAGGAUGUCGAUGUUAUGUAUGACCUCAAGCAGAUGCUGCAGAAGAGCAGUAUUAGUAGGGUGCCUGAGGAGCUGCGGAAGCAUGAGGCGGCGCAGCAGAAGAGGGUGAGGGGGCAGCCCAAGCCGAUGGAGGAUAGUGGGGCGUUUGGUGGGAAGGGGGGUGGAGGGUGGUAG
Molecule: messenger RNA, 2442 nt
Organism: Coniosporium apollinis CBS 100218
Lineage: Eukaryota; Fungi; Ascomycota; Dothideomycetes
Product: pre-mRNA-splicing ATP-dependent RNA helicase prp28
Exons: 2
Coding region: 1-2442 (813 amino acids)
Biological process (GO): mRNA splicing, via spliceosome
Cellular component (GO): catalytic step 2 spliceosome
Molecular function (GO): ATP binding; RNA helicase activity; RNA binding
Source: RefSeq, a predicted model, not a curated record